This is a messenger RNA of Populus nigra (black poplar), 1225 nucleotides long. Its product is annotated as epidermis-specific secreted glycoprotein EP1-like. The transcript has a single exon. Lineage: Eukaryota; Viridiplantae; Streptophyta; Magnoliopsida; Malpighiales; Salicaceae. The record is from RefSeq and is a predicted model, not a curated record. The coding region runs from base 35 to 964 and encodes 309 amino acids.
GCCAUUCCAUCCAAGAACCUAUUUAGAAAAAACAAUGCCUUCCCAGCUUAGAGUCUCUCUUUUGGCAUUUCUCUCAAUCAUUUCCUUAAUUGCGCAGGCUACAGCAGUGACUGUCCCUCUAUCUUCCACAUUUAAAUAUGUGAAUGAAGGAGAGUUCGGGGAUUAUAUUGUAGAGUAUGGUGCAAAUUAUCGAGUCCUAGACCCUUUCAAUUCUCCUUUCCAGCUUUGCUUUUAUAACACCACCCCUAAUGCAUUCACCCUUGCUCUGCGCAUGGGUACCGUCAGGUCUACAUCAACAAUGCGUUGGGUAUGGGAAGCCAACAGAGGAAACCCUGUUGGAGAAAAUGCCACCCUCACCUUUGGAGAGGAUGGAAACCUUGUGUUGGCGGAUGCUGAUGGCAGGAUUGCUUGGCAAACCAACACUGCUAAUAAAGGAGUGGUUCACUUCCAAGUGCAACCCAAUGGUAACAUGGUUCUUCAAGACGUAAAGGGCUACUUUAUUUGGCAAAGUUUUGACUAUCCCACUGAUACCUUGUUGGUGGGUCAGUCUCUGCGCGCUGGAGGUGCAGCUAGGCUUGUGAGUCGACGCUCUGAGAAACAAAACUCAAAUGGAGCGUAUAGCCUGGUAAUGGAGCCCAAAAGAUUGGCCAUAUAUUACAAGAGCCCAAGCUCCCCAAAACCCAAGCUCUACUACACAUCUGAUAGGUUUAGUGUUAAGAAUGGUCGUUUACAAUACGUGACAUUCCAAAGCGAACCCGUGACAGAGGAGGGAUUUUCCUAUGAUUUGGCUUUGGAGUUCUCUACUGGAGUGAAUGCCAUACUCGCUACACCCAAAUACAAUAGCACAUUGUCAUUCCUUCGACUUGGAGUAGAUGGAAAUGUGAAGGUCUACACUUACAAUGAUAAAGUGGACAUAGGGGCCUGGGAAGUCACCUUCACUCUCUUCCCUGGUGGUAAACCUUGACCAAUCAAGUUGCUUACAAAUCCUACUCAUGUGGGUUACAUAAAGGCUCCUAAUCAAUAAGGUAAGCUAGUAAAAUGGGGUCACUGUUAUUUUGUUCCUUAGAUAAAGAUUGGAAGGUUUUUUUUUUCUUAGUUGAUUGUCGACUACAAUAAUAAAUGAGAUUUUUGUAUUUCAGAAAGGGUACGCACUUUCUACAAAAAUUUGAAAGGAAGCCUAUAGUUGGCCAAGAAGAAUAAAAAGGAAUUGAAUUGUUGUUCUUGA